Molecule: messenger RNA, 288 nt
Organism: Haemonchus placei
Lineage: Eukaryota; Metazoa; Nematoda; Chromadorea; Rhabditida; Trichostrongylidae
Source: the annotation of a GenBank genome assembly
AUGAAAUACGUGGGAGCUUAUCUCCUGGCAACUUUGGGAGGAAAUGCAUCUCCAUCUGCAAAGGAUAUCCUUGCGAUCCUUGGAGCUGGAGGGCUUGACUGUGAUAUGGAAGAUGCCAACAAGGUCGUAGAAGCUUUGGCUGGCAAAUCCGUCUCGGAGCUCAUGGAGGAGGGAAAAAAGAAGCUUUCAUCAAUGCCAUGUGGUGGAGGUGGUGGCGGUGCCGCUGCCCCAGCUGCUGCUGGUUCUGCUCCUGCUGCCGAAGCACCCAAAGGUGAGCUUCAGAAAUAA